Molecule: messenger RNA, 644 nt
Organism: Drosophila mauritiana
Lineage: Eukaryota; Metazoa; Arthropoda; Insecta; Diptera; Drosophilidae
Gene: Sec61gamma
Product: protein transport protein Sec61 gamma-2 subunit
Exons: 2
Coding region: 130-336 (68 amino acids)
Biological process (GO): protein targeting; post-translational protein targeting to membrane, translocation
Cellular component (GO): Ssh1 translocon complex; membrane
Molecular function (GO): transmembrane protein transporter activity
Source: RefSeq, a predicted model, not a curated record
UUGACAGCCGACGUGGAGCUGUCAUCGGCAAACACAUACGAAUAACGGGGUCUACGCGGCAGUCGACAAUCGUCUCAUUUAGCUGGAAAUUCUGAAUCAAAGCGGAGAAUCCCCAAUAUCUGACUAGACAUGGACAAGGUUGUUAAGUUUGCCGAGCCGGGACGCGCCUUCGCCAAGGACUCGAUCCGUCUGGUCAAGCGGUGCACCAAGCCCGACCGCAAGGAGUUCCAGAAGAUCGCCAUCGCCACUGCUGUUGGCUUCUGCAUCAUGGGCUUCAUCGGCUUCUUCGUUAAGUUGAUACACAUCCCCAUCAACAACAUCAUCGUGGGCUCUUAAACGCGCUCAGUGGCAAGGAAUCCACCAAUCAUCCAUUAUAGCAUACAUCAGAUCAACGUUUUUUUUCGAUUAGUUAACAUGCAUUAUAUGUAUGGACCAUGUGCAUUCAGCGAAUGCCUUUCUAACAAAAUUCUACACAUAUGCGAAAACGUAUUGCAAUAUUUCGAUAUUCCAUUCACAACCACAUGUUGAAGUGCAUGAACAAGUAGUUAAUAAGAUUCAAUUGUAAAAAGGAAUCACACGUUUUCAUAGCAUUUGUUUGGGGUGCGCCCCGCUAAUAAAUGUUAACCUGAUUUUCCGUGUACAAA